Sebastes umbrosus (honeycomb rockfish) is the source of this 1644-nucleotide messenger RNA. RefSeq names its product protein naked cuticle homolog 2. Lineage: Eukaryota; Metazoa; Chordata; Actinopteri; Perciformes; Sebastidae. The record is from RefSeq and is a predicted model, not a curated record. The transcript has 10 exons. Gene Ontology annotation, biological process: negative regulation of Wnt signaling pathway. Gene Ontology annotation, cellular component: cytoplasm. The coding region runs from base 393 to 1484 and encodes 363 amino acids.
CCACAUAUACAUAUAUAUAGACGCAUAUACAUAUAUACAAUAAACAGCAUCCGACCAUGCAUGCAUUAUUCUUAUACCCAAAAUCAAAUAUCCACAAAUUUGCAUUUUUCUUUACAGAAAAAAUAAGAAGAUAGACUAAUACAGAAUAAAUAUUAAGUAACCAAUAAAUAUGCUUCAGUAAGCUUGUAAGCCGAACCGACCGAAGAAGGAAGUGCGUAACGGUGAAGCCUCUCGCUCUGCCUCUGUACUCUUUGAUAUCUCAGUGCUGUUUAAGCUUCGUCUGUGAGUUUGUGUGAUAGUAUCUCUCCGCUCUUCUCUCACUAAUGUCAUGUAUUUACCCUCAUGGAUUGGACAUUAUGAACUUUUCUUGAACAAAUAAACAGACGUGGAGUAUGGGCAAAUUCCAGUCAAAACUUGCUUCCAGACGAAGACAGAGUCCUGAAGGUGGUAGUUUGGCCUCCAAUGUGCUGACCUGUCACAGGGAGCUCCACAAAACCAGACUGACAGAGAACUUGUAUGUAGAAUUGAGGGCGAACAAGUCUAACCGUAACUGCAACCUCAAAGUGGUUCUGCCACCAAAGAAGACACCUGACAGAGGUAACAGCGUCCAUUUCCAGGUCAACAAACAGACAAAGAAGAGGAGCAGCCAUGCUGGGGUCACAGAGUGUAACGUGGUGCCUGAUGAGGACACUCAGCAAGAGUGGGUCUUCACACUGUACAACUUUGACAACAGUGGAGAGGUCACCAAAGAAGACAUGACCAGUCUGAUUCACUCCAUGUAUGAGGUCCUAGAGGCGUCGGUCAGGCCGCCUUACGUCGGCACCACACCCCUGAAGAUAAGGCUAGUUGUAACUCCGUCAGCUGACCCAGAGAAGAUCUCACAAAUAGCAGCAGAGAAGGAGCAGAGUGCGUCUCGGGAGGCAGGAACUCCAGUAAGAGGACUUUAUUGUGUGGAUGAAAACAUAGAGCGCAGAAACUUCUACUUGGAUCUAGCUGGCAUUGAAAACUAUUCCUCCAAGUUUGACAAUACAGAUUCCCCCUCUCAGGAGCGCAGUCAGGAUGCUCACUCUGCUGUUAAGCACCACCCUGUGUUGAUCAGAGAGAACUGCACCUCCCCUGACUCUCCCAGAGGCCUCUCUGUGCCUCACUCCCUGAAAAGCAAGGCCGUGUCAGCGGGGAAAGACAGGAACGGAGGAGAGGGAAAGUCCUGCAGGGUACAUGGCCAACACCCUGCUUCAUGGUGCCAUCCUUCCCAGUCUCAGCCUGCAGCACACAGCGUGCUGCACCGUAGUCACAGCAAGAGGCUUCGCUCCAGGGUACAAGAUACUACCUCUCACCUUAGGCCAACAGCGGGGGGAGAUAGGGAAAUAUGUUCCAACCUUCAGCCCUCCUGUGGGGCCCUGACCUCUCCGGCCCAGAGACACGAGCACCAUCACCACCAUGAGCACCAUCAUCAUCAUCACCAUCACUACCACCCUUCAUAAAUGCAUUUUAAACACAUGAGACAGCUCGUGUGGGGGGGUGAGGUGUUGUGAAUAGUGACAAGUUUCCCAGAGGCAUUCAGAUGUUGUUCCUACUUAUCUCUCUGGCGAAAUUUGCAAAUAGACACUGUGCCCGACGAAGGACGUGAGACAGCUGCUUCUA